AGCGGGGUCAUAUUAUUGUUGAUAGGUACAAUUUUUGGGUAAAUAAUUCUUCGGAAAUUCGAAAUAUGUGUCCACCUGGACAUGCAUAAAUAAAUAGUUCUGACAAAGAAGCCGUAUAGACAGUCGACAUGGCCUCCUGCUCGUACAAGGACAAGACCCUGAAGCUGAUCAAGUGCUUCUGCGGCUGCAGUGACAUGACCGUCUCUGAGGUUCGCAGGAUCUACACGUUGUCGAACAGUGUCCACGAGACCCUGCUGGAUGCGGAUGCCAGUCGGCUGCUGCACCGCUUCAUGGAGAGUCGGCGUUCCGGCGACAAGAACGAGGCGGAGCAGUACCUGGAGAUCUAUGAGAAGUGUGCCGAGCUGUUGCAGGAGGCUCAGCGCGCCUUCACCCAGGACGAGGUGGAUGAGCUCGUCGAUCUUGGUCUGCCCUACGAUCUGGAACAGGAUCUAAGCAGACGCAUGUUGAGCGGUCAGUGGACUGACAUCAAUCUCGGUCUUUAUCGCAUUCAGGGCAGAUGUCGCAACGAGAUCGAGAACAGCGCUGACUUCCGAGAUUUCAGAGACUCUAUCGCCGACAAGCUGCGUCGGGUGCCGAAAUGAUACAGCUCGCUGCAGCUGGUGCUUUUUGUGUUUAUUCUUCGACGCAUACCAAAGUCAAGUUGGUACCACAACCUCGCUACCGUCACAGUUCCCAGUGCCUUUGUGGCCUCCACAAAUUUCACCCAGCUCCUCAGGCCGCAGAUCAAUAGUCAUCGUACAACGAACAAAUGGAAACCGUCCGCCCUCAUCUCCCAGUGGCUUUCGAAACGUGCUAGAGCCCAUGCUCACGAAACAAUCGCAUUCUACUAAACCCUCAGAAACGUAACAGACAACUUUUUACUUAAAACAUAUACAUAGCUUUUUAUAUUUUAUGAUUAUUAACUUUGUUAUGCACUAGAAGUAAAAAAAUAUUUACAGUUCAGAAUUAAAAUGAUAUUACUUCA
This is a messenger RNA of Drosophila serrata, 985 nucleotides long. RefSeq lists its product as uncharacterized. The record is from RefSeq and is a predicted model, not a curated record. Lineage: Eukaryota; Metazoa; Arthropoda; Insecta; Diptera; Drosophilidae.